AUGGGCUUUCUUUACUCUCAGCUUUUCGUCGAACCAAAAGCUCCAACGACCCUCUUCACAGACCAGGUCAUCAUCGUGACAGGCUCCAAUGUUGGCCUCGGAUACGAAGCGGCUCGACACUUUGUCCGCCUCAAUGCCGCCCGCGUGAUUCUCGCCGUGAGAAACGUGGAGGCCGGACACAAAGCCAAGGAAACGAUCGAGCAAUCAACGGGCCGACAGGGUGUUUGCGAGGUAUGGGAGGUAGACUUGGCCUCGUACGACUCAGUACGGGCAUUUUCAGCACGAGCUUCACAGCUUCCUCGUCUGGAUGUGUUGAUGGCAAAUGCGGGCAUUGCGACGACGCGCUUCACUGCAGCAGAGGGACACGAACGCAGCAUCACCGUCAAUGUCAUCAGUACCUUUCUACUGUCGUUCCUGCUGGUGCCCGUUCUGAAGAGAACAGCAAAAACUUAUUCUGAUGCCACGCCUCACUUGUCUGUGGUAACCAGCGAAGUCCACGCCUGGACCGACUUGCCGGAAUGGAAAACGGAAAAUACGUUCAAUAGUCUGGAUGACGAGACGACAGCGGACAUGAACAUGCGGUACCCAGCCACGAAGCUUCUGCAAAUCCUGGUAACUCGCGAGCUGGCUGCGAGGUUGAAAGGCUCAGGCGUUGUGGUCAAUAUGCUGCAACCUGGGAUGUGUCACUCAGAAUUGACUCGCGAGGACGGAUGGACGACAAGUAUGCUGAAGUUGGUGCUGGCUCGAUCUACUGAGGUGGGCAGUCGGACGCUUGUUGCAGCAGCGUCAGCGGGGAUUGAGAGCCACGGAACCUACAUGAGAGACGGCGAGAUUGACAACGAGGCGUUGUCGCCGUUCGUGAGGAGCGAUGAUGGAGCGAUAGCACAGGAGAAGGUGUGGGGAGAGUUGACUCGCAUCCUCGAGAAUAUUUCUCCGGGCGCAACAGCGUUCUGA
Colletotrichum siamense is the source of this 954-nucleotide messenger RNA. It is a transcript of the gene atnD-2, whose product is annotated as Short chain dehydrogenase atnD. Bases 1 to 954 code for a protein of 317 amino acids. The transcript has a single exon. The record is from RefSeq and is a predicted model, not a curated record. Lineage: Eukaryota; Fungi; Ascomycota; Sordariomycetes; Glomerellales; Glomerellaceae.